Molecule: messenger RNA, 924 nt
Organism: Cooperia oncophora
Lineage: Eukaryota; Metazoa; Nematoda; Chromadorea; Rhabditida; Trichostrongylidae
Source: the annotation of a GenBank genome assembly
AUGGAAAACUUACGGUUCUGGCUCUGGGCCGAUGAGUAUCAGAAAGAAUUGCGAGCCCUGAUACCGGCUCCUCCAUCUCAACUUUUGGAAAAGGCUAGCGAAUCGACCAGCGCUCUCCUGAAACUACUUGAUCGAGCACGAGUAAUAAAGCGUGAGAGAGAAGACGUCGUCAAGGAAAUUCAAGCCAAAAUAGCAUCUCCCAUUACCGAUGAUGUGAAAGCAGAAAUGAAUGAUUUUCUGGGCAUCGACGACGACGACUACAUCACAGAGCACGUAGAAAAGAACUGCCAACCUGUACAAGAGUUGGUUACUGGAAGUAUUAAGAAGCAAGAAUAUUUGUUACGUGAUAUCGAAAAUUGGAGUGCUCGUUUUUCUAUCGGAAAUAAUUCGGAAAGUACAUCUCAACGAGGGCAAGUGCUCCGCUCCUUGCAACUCGGUUAUGACGCCUUCAGAGAGAUUCACAGAAAGCUCGACGAGAAAAUGAAGGUCUACAGUAAUCAAACUGCAACACUUCGACGUCUUCAAGUGAAAGUGAACGACUUCGCCUUUGCACGCCUAACAGAAAAAGAAGAACUGCUUCGAGGACGUCAAAUUUUCGACUCAUCCCGAAGAGGACCAGAACCUCCACUACUCACAUCAACGUCAUCGGCGCAAUCUCAAACAUUGAACUCGGUAACUGCCCCUCUCUAUCCCACUCCGACAUUCGUACAAGGUGCUGCUUACACAAAUGUCAUGACCCCCACGCCUCCGCCAUCUGCGCAAUCGCAGUUCCCCUAUCCACAAUAUCCUUAUUACGGAGCAGCGCAAGCGAAUGUACAGCCAUCGUACAACUACAGUAUGCCGUCAACAGCAACUACCCAAAAUCCUCAACUUCCCCCUGGAAAUCGUCUUUCAUACCCUUCCACUUCAUGGCACCCUUACUAG